CAAGAAGAAGAAGAUCAUCCUCAACUUCUUCAAGACUUCCAUGGGUUUCUAGGUAAGAGAUCUCCAAUGAACAACGUACAAGGGUUUUGUAAUCUAGAUAUGAACGGAGAUGAAGAAUAUUCAGACGAUGGAUCUAAGAUGGGAGAGAAGAAGAGGAGAUUGAACGUGGAACAAUUGAAAGCACUAGAGAAGAACUUUGAGCUUGGUAAUAAACUUGAAUCAGAUCGAAAAUUAGAGCUGGCUCGUGCCUUGGGAUUGCAACCUAGACAGAUUGCUAUAUGGUUCCAAAACAGAAGAGCUCGAUCUAAAACCAAGCAGCUUGAGAAAGACUAUGACAUGCUUAAGCGUCAAUUCGAAAGUCUCAGAGAUGAGAACGAAGUUCUUCAAACUCAAAACCAAAAGCUUCAAGCUCAGGUAAUGGCAUUGAAAAGCAGAGAACCAAUAGAAUCAAUCAAUCUAAACAAAGAAACAGAAGGAUCAUGUAGUGACAGAAGUGAGAACAUUUCGGGUGACAUCAGACCACCGGAGAUCGAUAGCCAAUUUGCAGUAGGCCAUCCACCGACAACUACAACGAUGCAGUUCUUUCAGAAUUCAUCGUCAGAACAGAGAAUGGUGAAAGAAGAGAACAGUAUCAGCAACAUGUUCUGUGGAAUUGAUGACCAGUCUGGAUUCUGGCCAUGGCUUGACCAACAACAACAUUACAAUUAAAUGUGGUCGAUCUUUUUUUAUUUGUAUUAAAAUUUUCGUUUUCUU
Messenger RNA from Arabidopsis arenosa, 753 nucleotides. Lineage: Eukaryota; Viridiplantae; Streptophyta; Magnoliopsida; Brassicales; Brassicaceae. The record is from the annotation of a GenBank genome assembly.